AGUAACGUUAGACGAUAGCUAAGUUAAUGUUCGAAAGAUGGCUGUUUCUGCUUCGUGGACGUGGACAUGUAAAAGCGUUCGUAUAGUUUGCCUGGUUCUUCUCAUUAUCACCAUUCAAGUCCAUUGUGAAACUGUACAAGAUGAACUCCUUUUCGCACCUGGAGGACAACUAAAUAUGAAAAUGGGACAAGCAAAACCGCAAAGGUUUCUAUUGUACGAUGUGAAUCCAGGAGAAGGCUUCAAUCUGAGAAGAGAUGUUUACAUGAGAAUAGCAAACCUGGUCAAGAGGCUUCUAGAGAAAGACAACUGGGUUCUUGUUCUUCCACCCUGGGGCAGGCUCUACCAUUGGAAGUCAAGGAACAUGCAGCAAAUAAGGAUACCGUGGUCUACCUUCUUUGAUGUGGAGAGUUUGAAUCGCCAUGUUCCGGUCAUUGAGUUUGAAGAUUAUAUAAAGAUUACUGGGGAAGCAGCUAUUGAUGAGCAUGUGUACCUUCAGAGUUACAAGGAAGGUUGGACCGAUGGUAAAUGGGAAGAGAGGAUGCAUGAAAGAGAGUGCAAUGAUCAACCCACCUACCAAAAGAAUGGCGAAGGGAAAUACAGGGGCUGGUACUGGGGGUACUCGGAAGCCUAUGCAAGAAACUUCAGGUGUCUUUCAAUUCAGGGUGUUGCUGGCACCCUCGUCCCCUACCUCACAAAGAAUAUUACUGCUAGAUCAGUUAUGAUCGACAGAGCAGAAACUGCCCUGCAUGACACAUUUGGGAGGUCUCUAUAUUGGGAAGCAAGGCGAAGCUUGCGGUUUGCCAAGCAUCUUAGAGACAUCGGUGAUGAGUUCCGUAAAACAUACUUGGAUUCCACUGAUGCUAAAGAUAAAACACCCGUUUUAGAAGACUGGAGAGAAAUGAAGCCAACUCCAGGAAGCGCUGUAGGUGGUCCAUAUAUCGCCGUUCAUCUUCGGAGGCAAGAUUAUGCAAGGAGUAACAGGAAAGAAGUAGCAUCCUUACCUAAAGCAGCUACACAUAUUAAAAAGAAGUUGAAGGAACUAAAACUCAAGAAGGUCUUUAUAGCAACAGAUGCACCUGUUAGCGAAAUUGACCAGUUAAAAGUUCAUCUGAAGGGGUUUGAAGUAUAUAACUAUAUACCUCCCAGGACUGUUCAUGAUAAAUUCAUGGAUGGUGGUGUCGCUAUUAUAGACCAGUGGAUCUGUGCUCAUGCAAGAUAUUUCAUAGGCACUGGUCAAUCCACUUUUUCAUUCCGUAUCUACGAAGAGCGGCAGCUACUUGGGUUUGACACCAAGAUGACGUAUAAUAGAUUCUGUGGUGAUGGGGAACCAAAAGAUUGUGAACCCCCAUCGGUAUGGCCAGUCGUCUACUAAUCCAUCCACGAUGUACAUUAUUUAUUUGGCUGAAGAAAUUUUCAUCUUUAGAUUGGCAAUAAUAAUAUUUGUAUUUAAUGCUUAUUUAAUCUAAUGAGAUGCAGAAUGUUUGAAAGGAACCCUUGCCAGUAUAAUUGAAAAUUAGUAGUUUUGGACCUUUUAUUAUACUGCCAAAAUGAGCCUGUGCUUGGGUUGACAACAAGAUAAUUGAUUCUGUGUUGAGGCCUUUAAAAAAUGUUUGUUUUCCAUAACAGAGGGGGAAAAAAUAAGGGUUCGCCAUUUUUGUCUUGCCUGCAUAGCAGAGCAAGACUGUUGGUGCUGCUUUUCCAGUGGUGGUGGUGGCGUCGUCAACAAUGAAAUCUUAAUAACGAUUAAGUUUUUGAAAUAUGAGCAUAACUUACAAAGCAUAUGGACCUUUUGUUUUGAGAAUCAACAUUGAAACCUUAACUAACAUAAGUUUUAGAAAUGUCAUAACUUAAAAAAUAUAUACCUAUUUCAUGAAACUUGGACAUCUGGGUAAUGAGUAACACUUAUCAUCUUGCAUGACUUUCUGACCACAUGAUCUAGGUUAAAGGUUAUUUAGGGUCAAUGAAAUUUGACAAUGUCGUGGUAUUGAAAACAUACAAAGGUUAAGAUUUUGAAUUAUUAAGUUAAUUUUGCAAGUGUAAAACCUUCAAAUUAAGUACUGGCAAAUGUAUGAAUGUUCAAACGAACACAAACUCAUACAAUAACAAAAGUUCGAAGAAACAUUGUUAGAGGACCUUGCCAGUUGAUAGAAAAUGAUUUGAAAUUUUGAAAUUUUCAAUAUUUUGUAAAUUAUUAUGGAUGAUAAUUUCUGAUUUGAGUAUUCUGACACAAUGGAUAUUCAUCAAAAUGUUAACACAUUGUUUUUAAAAAAUUGCUGUUUUUACUUCAAAAUCUUGAGUAUUUUUAAUGGCUUAAGUGAAGUAUUAAAGCGACUUUUCAGUGACAAAUCAUGGGGAAAUCAAGGCUUAUCUCAGAACAGAUUCAAGUCUUCCACUCGGCUGCAUGCCUGGGGGUGUUAUGAAUAGACGCCUGCAUGUCUUGGAGGUCUGUAGGAGAGCAAUAGUUAGUAGACUAACCAACCAGAAGUAAACUUCCUGGUUUUACUUGAAACAUGUAACUUCUCAGAGGUUAUUUAUUUUGCUUAAGCAAUCAAGAGAUGUGCUAUGAGUCUAUGAAUUGGGAUUGUUGGAAACUGGAACUGUGAUGAUCCAAAGCAAAUAACCAUCACGAGUUCUGUCAAAUUCGUGCUGUCCGAACUUGAUUGCAUUAGUCCGACGGGCGCUCAUGACGGACGGAUAUAUUAUGCAAGUCAAUUGGCCAAAUUUCAUGUUGAUUCAAUUUCCCCAUGAUUUGUCAGUGGCUGGGCCCUUUAAACCAAAAUUUAUUGUGAAAUUAUAGAUUUUUGAGAAAUGAGUGUGCCUUAUGUGUGCUAUUAUCACAUCUCAGUAUUGUCUUCCAAGUGGAGGGAUAGUUUUAUAAAACUCCAUGUUCUAUCUAAUUCUCAAUGCUAACAUUACAAAGGUCUUAUUAAAAUCCUGAUUUUGAUGUCUGUUGUCUAUAAUAUUGUCUGUAAUGGAUGAAAAACACCCAGGAAGAAAAAAAAAUAUAUUUGUACCAGCAGUUUCAAGAUAUCUUGGACUGACAAAUCAUUUCAUUGACCUCCCAGGGAGAUUAAUUUUAACACAUGUAGAAUAUUGAAGAAAAUUGGGAAGGUGUUAUAACCAAUGCCUUUAAAUGAAGAUAAUGAUAAUUAUCUUCAUUGAUAAUUAUCUUCAUUUAAAGGCAGAGAAACAUAUCUUUCAUAUGUGAAUAAACAAAACAAAAUAGAGAUUUCAAUCUGGCACAAAUGUGAGAUAUGUCUGAAGUCAUUCAUUGUGGCACUGCAGGAGAAAGGGGAAUCUCUAAAUUUUUAUUGAAAAAAAUAAUUCUUUUCACCUGUAACCUAUCAAUAAAUUUCAAACAUAUAUUUGUACAACUCUGGUAAAGGAAACCCUAAUACUGUAUAAAAUU
Messenger RNA from Lytechinus variegatus (green sea urchin), 3409 nucleotides. It is a transcript of the gene pofut2, whose product is annotated as GDP-fucose protein O-fucosyltransferase 2-like. Gene Ontology annotation, molecular function: peptide-O-fucosyltransferase activity. The coding region runs from base 38 to 1372 and encodes 444 amino acids. The transcript is spliced from 8 exons. Gene Ontology annotation, biological process: protein O-linked glycosylation via fucose. The record is from RefSeq and is a predicted model, not a curated record. NCBI's taxonomy places the organism in Eukaryota, Metazoa, Echinodermata, Echinoidea, Temnopleuroida, Toxopneustidae.